Messenger RNA from Trichosurus vulpecula (common brushtail), 6508 nucleotides. It is a transcript of the gene PTDSS1, whose product is annotated as phosphatidylserine synthase 1. Lineage: Eukaryota; Metazoa; Chordata; Mammalia; Diprotodontia; Phalangeridae. Gene Ontology annotation, molecular function: L-serine-phosphatidylethanolamine phosphatidyltransferase activity. Gene Ontology annotation, biological process: phosphatidylserine biosynthetic process. The transcript has 13 exons. The record is from RefSeq and is a predicted model, not a curated record. Bases 362 to 1783 code for a protein of 473 amino acids.
AGAAAUCCCUGUCUCUCCUGACUGACCUUUUCAGGGCUCUACGCUCCCCUCCCCUUCUUAAGCAGAGAAGGCAGAACCACUGUCAUCGCUUCCCUGCCUCCCUCGUUCUCUCGCUCGCCCGCACGCUUGCGCGCGCUCCCGCCUCUGCUCGGUCUCACCCCCCGGCCUCAGCCAGCCGCUCGCUCGCUCGCCGGCCCGCCAGCCCGCCCGCCCGCCCAGCCUGCCCAACCUCCUUCGGUCUCUCCCUCGCUGGUCCCUGGCGCGGCCCGCGGCAGCUGCGGCCACCCCCACCUCCUCCUCCGCCACCGCUGGUGCUCCUGCAGGACGGGGAGAGGUGGGGGGGUGGUGGUCUGGGGGGGUCAUGGCGUCCUGCGUGGGGAGCCGGACCCUGAGCAAAGACGAUGUGAACUACAAGCUGCAUUUCCGGAUGAUCAACGAGCAGCAAGUGGAGGACAUCACCAUCGACUUCUUUUACCGGCCGCACACCAUCACGCUGCUCAGCUUCACCAUCGUCAGCCUCAUGUACUUCGCCUUUACCAGAGAUGAUUCUGUUCAAGAAGAUAAUAUUUGGAAAGGCAUCCUCUCUGUUAUUUUCUUCUUUCUCAUCAUCAGUGUGUUAGCUUUUCCCAAUGGUCCUUUUACUCGACCACAUCCUGCUUUAUGGCGAAUGGUUUUUGGUCUCAGUGUGCUCUAUUUCCUGUUUCUGGUAUUUCUUCUCUUCCUGAACUUUGAGCAAGUAAAAGCAGUAAUGUACUGGCUAGACCCAAACCUUCGUUAUGCCACACGAGAAGCUGAUAUCAUGGAGUAUGCGGUCAACUGUCAUGUCAUCACCUGGGAGAGGAUUCUCAGCCAUUUUGACAUAUUUGCUUUUGGACAUUUCUGGGGCUGGGCUAUGAAGGCCUUAUUGAUUCGGAGUUAUGGACUAUGCUGGACAAUCAGUAUUACCUGGGAGCUAACCGAGCUUUUCUUCAUGCAUCUUCUGCCUAAUUUUGCUGAGUGCUGGUGGGAUCAAGUCAUUUUGGACAUCUUGUUGUGCAAUGGAGGUGGCAUCUGGUUGGGAAUGGUAGUUUGCCGGUUUUUAGAGAUGAGGACUUAUCACUGGGCCAGCUUCAAGGACAUUCAUACCACCACAGGGAAAAUCAAAAGGGCUGUGUUGCAGUUCACUCCCGCUAGUUGGACAUAUGUUCGGUGGUUUGACCCCAAGUCUUCAUUUCAGAGAGUAGCUGGAAUAUACCUUUUCAUGAUCAUUUGGCAGCUAACUGAAUUGAAUACCUUCUUCUUGAAACAUAUCUUUGUGUUUCAUGCAAGCCAUCCAUUAAGUUGGUGUAGAAUUCUCUUCAUUGGUGGGAUCACUGCACCUACUGUUAGACAGUACUAUGCUUACCUCACUGACACACAGUGCAAACGAGUGGGAACACAGUGCUGGGUAUUUGGAGUCAUUGGUUUCCUGGAAGCGAUUGUUUGCAUAAAAUUUGGGCAAGAUCUCUUCUCCAAAACUCAAAUACUUUAUGUUAUACUUUGGCUUCUUUGUGUGGCUUUUACUACUUUCCUGUGUUUGUAUGGUAUGGUUUGGUAUGCAGAGCACUGUGGUCACCGAGAAAAGACCUAUUCUGAGUGUGAAGACAGUCCUUACAGUUCAGAUGUCUCCUGGCUUCAUACUAAGUUUACAAAAGGUACUGAAGAGAGCCCACCCAAACAUUCGGGAAAUAGUGAAAGCCAUUCUUCCAGAAGAAGAAAUCGCCAUUCUAAAGGAAAAGUAACCAAUGGAGUUGGGAAGAAAUAAUAAAACAAAAACAAAACCCUGGUUUAUCAAAGAUGUUCCAGAGAGUGCCUAGAAUUGAGAGUGACACUGGACUAGUUCUGACUUGCUUGUUAAGAGGUUAAUAUACGUAGAGAAAAACCAGACGAGGGGAAGGAGGGUAGACUUGGGGUGAGAGAAUCCUCGACAGAAGGCUAAUCUCCUGUUUCACAUGGAUCCUGUAUUUCAGAUCAUUGCCUGCCACCCCUUUCCCAGUCUCUUCUACCUUCUACUCCACCCCCUUCUUUCCCAGGGAGAGGUACAGUGUGUCCAAAGGGAGAUGGAGCUGUUUCUUCACCCUUGCCAAGAGCAGCUUUAGUGUUGAGGGGCCCAAGAUCCAUUUUAAAUCUCUUCCUUCAGGCGAGAGCAUGAGCCCCAUGGGGAAUGGACCUGUCACCAGUUUUGUUUUUCCAUCAGUCACUUUGUUUUUAUACUUUAGUUGAUUUCUUUAAACCUCUCUGCUGUCAACUGUUCUUCAGUGGCAACAUGUAAAGCCUUCUGUAGCCAUUGUGGGAAUCUUCCCUUAAGGGAAAAAUAGGGGCAUUUUGUUAUUGCUGAUAUGACUCCCUUUAAAAAAAACUACUCAAAUAUCAGAAAUCCACGAACCUUUGGAGAGGGCUAGGAGUCUGUAGAGAACUCUGGGCUUCAGAUCUAGGCCUUUUUUGUUGUUCCAUGCAGAAUACCCUUUGUUCAGCCUUCUCUACAGCACACGAACAACCCUGUUACGAAGGCAGUGACCGAUGGUUUCUGUCCACAACCAGGUGCCUUUUCCAUUUUAUCUUACGUUGCUUUCUUUCCAUGGUGUAAUGGCUGGCAUUAAGAAUGUCUUUUAAGUCACAUGGGAGGUGCUGGUAAGUAUGUUACCCUGUCAUCCUCACCAUGCUUUGUAGAACAGUUAUCCUAAUGCUUCACCUUCCCUCCACUGGAUCCGUUUUAAAUAAAACAGUUUCUUUUAAAGGCCAUCAAAGGGCCUGGUUUAAGAACUGUGUAUGAAAUCACUCAUUUCUUUAGAAACUCAUGGAUUUUCAAUCUACUUCUAAGAAAUUACUGUAAUCUCCAUAGACCUGUAGGGUAACGUGACUAUGUUAGAUAUCCUGUUUCCAAACCUUUACAAGUGAUCGAUGACAAGCAACAUUUUCAUUGUUUAUGACUACAAUGAUGAUUUCAUCAGUUGAGUUGAGUUUUUUUUCUAAUAAGUGGUCGAUACAUAUGUGAUUGACCAUUGACCUUUCGAAGCAGACUUGCUGAAAGAAAUCCAUUUGUUCCCACAGCUUGUAGAAUACAGAUGUUCAAAUGUCUUCUUACUCUUUCCUCCCCCAACAAGGAAACCCUUAGUAAUAGAUGGAUCAUGUUUUCUUUUUCUGCAAAAGAAUUCCGAGGUGAAAGGGUUAAAUGAAUCAGGCAAGCCUGGGGUCACUUCCUGUGCUCUGGGCCUCUUAGAGACAACUUGGUUGUGGAGCCACGAAGGACCAGCCUAACAGCCAGGCUUGUUAAGUACACAAGCAUCAGGAGACACAUUGUCCAUGGGAUAACUUAAUUGUAAGAAGUUUAACAAAGGGAAGUUACAGUGAUUGGCCACAAGCUGUGUGCUGUUAAGAGCUUUAACAAAUCCAUACCCUUCCCAAGCAAGAUUUGGAAAUAAGAAAAGAAGCUAUAUUAGAGUACUUCCAUAGCCCACCAAAUGCCUAUUCUUUUAAAAAAAAAAAGUUGUACAAUUUAAAUUAUUUUUACUUAAAAGCCCCAGUGUUUCCCCCUACUACAAUCAUGUUAAGUCUUACGACAUGAGGAUGGCAGAAGAGAACUAAAAACAUUUUUAAUAUUCCUACAUUUUGCUUUCCUUCCCACCAUUCACUGUGACCAUACCUGUCACCCCUCCUCUGCUCUAAGCAUGUGGAAGUUAAUUUUCCUGAUUAGUGAAGUGUGGUGCCAGUGCAACAUGUCUCUGUGUCCCACAACCUUUUGCCUGAUUUCUUUUCAUUUUAAAACUUGAACAGAAGAAAUUAGAGAAGGAGGCACCUGUUCAGCAGGUGGUAAAUCUCACCAUACUCUGUAAGGCAAGGCCCCGAGAUCAUUCUUCCCCAGCUCAGCCUGGAACAGCCAGGAAAGUAGCAGAAUGUUAAAGGAAAUGUUCUCAUAUACUUUCCGUGCUGCUUUUCCUCUUUGAAUUGAAGGGUUUUUUUCCUACAAGUAAGAGUUUUUCAUGACUUAUAUGGUGGUUGCAAAAAAAAAAAAAGCUCUUUCCCUAGUUGGCCAAAGCCACAGCUAAGAUUUCCUUCAGCUCUUACAGCAACAGUACUGGCUGAAACUAGUCUUUUCCACCCCUGUUUCCAUGGAUAUGGACUUCACGUUACCAAAAAUAGAAUAAAAUACUUUAAAGUUGUCACUUGAUAGCUGAAAUGAUUUGAUUUUAAAGCAUUUAUCCUAUUUCCACUGGGCCAUGCAUUGACUACUUUUGAGGGAAACGCUUAUUCCACACAUGAAUGGGAAUGAGAAUUUUUUGAUGCACCUCCACCCCCACCCCCAACUGGUUAGUGGUACUUGCAAAAAAGUAUUGAAGGCUAGGGGUUUGGAUUUUUUUUUCCGCCUGUCCCCAAUCUUUCCAUAGCCUCUUGCCACUUUUCCCAUGCCUGUUUUUCUCAUCUAUGAAAUGAAAUUUAGUGUACUUAUCUCACUGGGAUGCCAGGAAGUUUUAUUGCUUCGUUAAGCAUUUUGAGCAUGAAAAAUAAAUACUUGUAUGUCAUUUUCGUUAGGCCUGAUUCUCCAGUAUGUUAGAGUAAGUGAGUGAAAUUAAUGAAAAGUAAAAUCAAACUCUUUCCCAAAUACUGAGCAGGUUUAGUAUUAUUGAUCUCUUCUGUGGGCAACUGGGCCAUUUUCAUCUGGCAUUUGAUUUUGACCUGGAAACUGCUCUUGUCAAUUUCUGUGUGUUGACUCAUUCAGUCCAGAAUGGGAUUGUUGGGGAGAACCCAGCCACUGAGAAGAAGGCUACAGACUCAGAGUGAACAGGGGGAAAGCUUUAAAGGUGGAGCUGCAAAAUAAAUCCGUGUGCCUAAUUGCCUAAAUGAAUUGUGCUCAUCGACUACUAGGAAAGGAAGUUCUGGUCUUCUAUCCUCUUUUUAUUUAUUAGAGUGACUCAUGUUAACAAUAUUCCUUUUUUAUCUAAAAGGUGAUGUUACGCAAAGGAGCAACAGAUGUGCUAGGGAUAUACUGUGAUAAUUUCCCUUUAUCAGUUCUGACACUGAAAUCAGUUUUUACAAUAUCUCAGAACCCUAUUUAGCAGUGAUUCAUUAAGCAAUGCCCAUCAGUCCCCUCCCUGUGCCUUGCAUAUAGUAGGUGCUCAUUAAAUGUUGAACAAAUUAGUGUAUGUGUUGCUUGUGUGUGUCUCGUACUUUUGAUUUUGUCCUUUUUUAUGAUUAAUGAGUUGGCUAAGAUGGAUGGGCCAAUUUUUUAAAAUCACAUUCCUCAUUAUUCCAUUGUACAAAAAGUAUUGGGGAUUACUAUCAGGAAAGUAUAUGAUAUUUUUUAGGUGAGGCUGGUAAUGUUCUUUUUGGUUAAAUAAGAUGUAUGGAUGAUAAACAAUUAAUUUUGCUCUCCUGUUCAUGUUUUGUGAAUUUUAAGAGUCAUUAUUGAUGUCAGCCCUGGGGCAAAAACAGUUUGUUGGAUGUGAAUUAUUUUUUAAUUGUUAGAAUCCAAAAUAGCAAGAACCACUAUGAUCCUAAAAGUUAUUCAUUUAAUGCUGCCUUUAAUCUCUACCUCUCAAAUUAAUCAGUGACCUUUUUUUUAAUCCCUUCACUCCAUCAUUGCAGUCUGCUACAUGGAAUUUGAAGCUGCUUGCCAUACAGGAGCCAGUAUUAGGCUGUUGUCAUGCUCCUCACAUAGCUCUGUGGUUUUCAACAUGUCCAAAAGCUCACGUGCCACAUCUCUCUGGGUAAUCCUAGUGUGUAUUGCAUAGAUGUAGUUGUUAAUGGCAGUUAGCUCCCACCAGAACUAUUGUAAUCAUUUCCUUACUGUUCUCUCUGCCUCUGUUUUUUUUUUUCCUUUUCCAAUCCAUCUGCCCGAUAACUGUACAGCUUGAUUGUGUAACUCCUCCGCUCAAAAGCCUUCAGUUGCUCCCCAUCCGCCAUAGAAUAAAAUACAGAACUCCUUGGGUUGGCCUUCAAGACCUUACAUGAUGGGGUGCCAACCUUCCUUUCCGGCUCACUCCUCUUCACAAACUCCGCAUUCCAGCCAAACCAGACUACUUGACUGCAUGCUUUUAUACAUGCUGUGCCCUGUGCUUGGAAUGGUCUCUGCCUCCAUCUCCCGCCUACUGAAUUCUCCCCCUUUUUAAAGGCCCAGUUCAAGCGUCACUUCCAUCAAGUCUUCCUUGACACCACCACCCACACUCCAGUUAUAAAUGAUCUCUCUUCCCAAAGGUCUCAUUGCCAGUGACUUUGGGCUUAUCCUAUGCAUUGAUCAUGUAACUUAUAUUAUAGUUAUUUGUGGAUUUGUCAUACCCCUUCCUAGAUUGUAAGCUCCUUGAGGGCAGGGACUUUGUCUUGUUUAAUCCUUGUAUCCUCAGCACCUAGAACAGUGCAAUGCACACAGUAGGUGCUUAAUAAAUGUUUGUCAAGAUGAAUUCAAACUCUUUGUAUACAGAAUAACUGGCUGGUUUGAGGGGAUAUGAAUGUUUUCUAAAUGUAGAUAUUAAAAAAUUCACUCUUGGCCCAUAUA